Messenger RNA from Mercurialis annua (annual mercury), 2539 nucleotides. RefSeq lists its product as uncharacterized. The record is from RefSeq and is a predicted model, not a curated record. Gene Ontology annotation, biological process: protein phosphorylation. The coding region runs from base 387 to 2429 and encodes 680 amino acids. Lineage: Eukaryota; Viridiplantae; Streptophyta; Magnoliopsida; Malpighiales; Euphorbiaceae. The transcript is spliced from 4 exons. Gene Ontology annotation, molecular function: ATP binding; protein kinase activity.
UGGGUUAGCAUUUAUCAUAUUUCUCUUUCUCCUAAUUUCCUAAUUUUCUCUGCAAAAUUUCAAAUCUUUCUUGUUUUGAUUUCAGUUACAGGUCAAAUUUAUCUACCACUUCGGAAAAUUCCAGAGAUUUUUCAAUAAAAUAAUAUAUAUACUUUUACAUGGUUUGAUCCAUCUAUGUAAUUAACUUGUCUUAAUCUUAGUUUCUAAUGGGAUCCCCAUUAAAUAAUUUGGAUCCCAGUUCACGAUCUUAACGGUUUAUCUUAACAGUUUACUGCAUAGCGUAUAUACCAUUCGAUCACAUUGUUGAUUUCUAUUGUUUUUUGUUUUGUUUUAAUAAGAAUCUGGUGGAAAUUAGUAUCAGCACCAUUUGCAGAAAAUUUUCGUAAAUGGAUAGAUUCAGGCAAAUCGGAGAAGUACUUGGAAGUUUGAAGGCAUUGAUGGUCUUUCGCGACAACAUUAAAAUCAAUCAGAGACAAUGCUGCUUAUUGCUAGAUAUAUUCAAUUCUGCGUACGAUUCAAUUGCAGAAGGGAUGAAGCAGAAUCUGAGAUUCGAAGAGAAGAACACGAAAUGGAGAAUACUAGAACAACCAUUAAAAGAAAUUCAUAGAAUCUUUAAAGACGGAGAAUACUACAUCAGGCAAUGCUUGGAAACGAAGGAUUUGUGGGCAAAAGCUAUUUUACUCUAUCAGAAUACAGAUUGCGUCGAGUUUCAUAUUCAUAAUUUACUUACCUGUAUCCCAGUUGUGAUCGAAGCAAUCGAAACUGCCGGAGAAUUUUCAGGUUGGGAUCAAGACGAGAUACAGAAGAAACGGCUUGUAUGUUCAAUCAAGUAUAAAAAACAAUGGAAUGACCCUCAGCUAUUUCAAUGGAAGUUUUCAAAGCAAUAUCUCAUUACGCAGGACUUUUGCGAUAGAUUCGACACGGUCUGGAAAGAAGAUAGAUGGAUUCUUCUUAAUAAAAUUCGAGAAAAGAAGAUUUCAUGCUCCACAAAGCACGAGAGACAAUUAAAAGAUCUUCUGUUAAAGAAUUUGGAAGAAUCAGAAACUUCAAAGGGGAAGUUAUUACCAACUUCAGUUCUAGUCGGGUCGAAAGAUUAUCAAGUAAGACGACGACUCGGGAGUGGAAGUCAGUACAAGGAAAUUCUUUGGCUAGGCGAAAGCCUUUCUGUAAGACAUUUUUUUGGUGAUAUCGAACCACUUGUUCCCGAAAUUUCUUCACUAUUGUGUCUUUCACAUCCAAAUAUAUCUCACUUUCUAUGUGGGUUCACUGAUGAAGAAAAUAAAGAAUGCUUUCUAGUUAUGGAACUUAUGAGUAAAGACAUGUGUAGUUAUAUCAAAGAAAUAUGCAGUCCCAGAAAGAAAACUAUUCCAUUCUCUCUUCCUAUUGCAAUUGACAUUAUGCUACAAAUUGCUAGAGGAAUGGAAUAUCUCCACUCUAAAAAAAUCUAUCACGGUGAUCUAAAUCCCUGUAACGUUCUUUUUAAACCGAGAAGUAUGAACGCAGAAGGAUACCUGCAUGCAAAAGUUUCAGGGUUCGGGCUGUCAUCAGUUAACAAGAACUCUUCGAAUCCGGAUUCAUUCAUUUGGUAUGCGCCGGAAGUUUUAGAAGAGCAAGAGCAGACAGGAAGUAGCCAGAAUUCAAAAUUUACAGAAAAAUCUGAUGUGUAUAGCUUUGGAAUGGUUUCUUUUGAAACUUUGACAGGGAAAGUUCCAUUUGAAGAUGGCCAUCUUCAGGGAGAUAAAAUAAGCCGAAACAUUCGAGCCGGAGAAAGGCCGUUGUUUCCGCUCAAUACACCUAAAUAUGUAACUAACUUGACUAAGAGAUGUUGGCAAACUGACCCGAAUCAACGCCCGAGCUUCUCAUCGAUCUGUAGGAUUCUUCGGUACAUGAAAAGGUUUCUGGCGUUGAAUCCUGAUUACAGUAGAGAGCUAGACCCGCUGAUUCCGGCAGUAGACUAUGGAGAAAUGGACUCAAACCUUGUAAGGAAAUUCCCACAUUGGGAUUCACCAGAAAUAACACAAAUUCCAUUUCAGAUGUUUGUUUGUGGAGUUGUGGAGAAAGAAAAAACAAGAGCAAAUCAGAAAGAAACUUCAGAAUCAGGAAGCGAUAAAGCUUCAGGCAGUGGAGAUGAAAAUAUCAACAUGAUCGAUGAUCCGAUCCCGUCACUCGCAUUACCAUCACCCACUAGAAGAAGGUUUUCAAUAUCACCUGACACUCUGAGCAAAAAACCUUCAUUAUCAAGGAAAUCAUCAGAUGUGGCCAGAUCAAGUAGACAACCAGGGAUGCUCAAUGGACGGUCGAGACCUCCACAACUGGCCUCUUUUGGGCGCAGUUUUAGAAUGAAUUCCGAAAGCCAGCUAACAAUGAUGGUUAGUCCAAGACUUAGGAGAACAUCUUCUGGUCAUGCAUCAGAUUCUGAUCUUCCAUAGAUCUCACUGAUAACUCAUAAAUUUAACCUUUGUAAUCGACUUGGAUAAGCUCUGGACGAAAAAAUGGAGAAAUGUAAAGCAGGAUCAUGUCUUUCAACAGUUACUAGAUG